Messenger RNA from Varanus komodoensis (Komodo dragon), 4355 nucleotides. RefSeq names its product prenylcysteine oxidase 1 like (gene PCYOX1L). Gene Ontology annotation, molecular function: prenylcysteine oxidase activity. Gene Ontology annotation, biological process: prenylcysteine catabolic process; prenylated protein catabolic process. The record is from RefSeq and is a predicted model, not a curated record. Bases 691 to 2388 code for a protein of 565 amino acids. The transcript has 5 exons. NCBI's taxonomy places the organism in Eukaryota, Metazoa, Chordata, Lepidosauria, Squamata, Varanidae.
CAAAGCAAUAAAUAACAUUCAUAAUUCAGCAAAAUUGUGUUCUAUAGUAUUAAAAUUUGUAAAGCAGGCAAUGGUUAUCUUGAAGAUUUGGUGACUUUGCUGCACAAAUAAAUGUCACAGUGUAAGGCAGCAGAUUCAGAACAGCGAGUCUAAAUGGGCUGCUUUGCAUCUGCCUGCAACCUGGGGCCCUCCCAAUGCGUCUGGGCUGCAACUCCCAGCGUUCCCAGGCUGGCUGUGGGAUGCUGGGAAUUGCAACCCAACGCAGUCGAAGGGCAGUAGGAUGAGGAAAGGCUAUGCUUUCGGCUUUGGGUCAUUUCCCGCGGGCGGUGCCAGCAAGGACGACGGGGGACCCUUUGCCGCCCGGCCUCCAAAGCGACCGUGUCUCUUUAAGGAGGGAGCCUUCCGCCACCCCGAGGGCAAAGGAGGUGCUGCGAGAGGCGCAGCCAAUGAGGGAGCAGGCGCUCGCCCCGCAUCUUCCUUCUCCCCGGUUCCUCGUGAAUCGCUGCGUCUCCUGGAAGGAAACGGGAGAGCCCGUCCCGCCGCUCUCGCAGCACGAGCGGACGCCUAGGAGGGCGAUCCCGCCUGCCUUGCACUGCCUGAUGUGAUUGCACACGCUGCUACUUGCAUGCCGGCUUUAGCCCGCCGCCGCCGCCUCCCUCCUUGCUUCUUCUGUUUCCCUCUGCCACCAUCAUGGCAGCGUUGCAUCAGCAGCCGCUGCCCGAAUCUCGGGGACUCUAUUUGUUUCUAGCCGUAGCCGUAGGUGUGAUACGGACGGAGUCUUCCGUCGCUGCAGCCGGGGAUGCAGCUCCGCCUGGCAAAAUAGCUGUGGUGGGAGCUGGGAUCGGUGGCUCGUCCGUGGCCCACUUCCUGCAGCAGCAUUUUGGGCCUCAGGUACAGCUGGACGUGUAUGAAAAGGACGCAGUGGGGGGUCGCCUGGCCACAGUCACAGUCAACAAGCAGCAGUAUGAGAGCGGUGGGGCUUCCAUCCACUCCCUCAACUUGCACAUGCAGGACUUCGUUAAACUGCUGGGACUGAAGCACCGUCGCGAAGUGGCAGGCAAGACUGCCAUCUUCAGUGGGGAGCAGUUUGUCCUAGAGGAGACUGACUGGUAUCUGCUGAACCUCUUUCGGCUCUGGUGGCACUACGGCAUGAGCUUUCUGCGCCUACAAAUGUGGGUGGAAGAGGUAAUGGAGAAGUUUAUGAGGUACGUAUCAAGGAGACCAAUUCUUCUCUGGGGCUUCCAGAGGACUGCGAUGGAAACAGGACAGUCUUCUUCUUCCUCCAGUCUUGGACCUGGGGGGAGGGAUACAGAGCAACACAUUGGAGGACUCCUGGAAGAGACCUCCAGAUCUUUUCCCCUUUUUAUGUCUUGCAGGAUCUACAAAUACCAGGCCCACGGCUAUGCAUUUUCUCGCCUUGAGGAGCUUUUGCAUUCCCUGGGCGGUGAUGCCUUUGUCAACAUGACUCAGCGCUCUGUGGCAGAGUCCUUGCUGGAGGUGGGCGUGACGCAGCGCUUCAUUGACGAUGUCAUUGUGGCUGUUCUCCGGGCUAGCUAUGGCCAGUCAGUGCUGGUGCCUGCAUUUGCAGGGGCCAUGUCGCUAGCAGGGGCACAGGGCAACAUGUGGGCUGUGGAAGGCGGCAACAAGCUGGUGUGCUCUGGUUUGCUGAAGCUAACGAAAGCCAACGUAGUCCAGGCCACUGUGACAGCCAUCUCCCUACACAGUUCAGAAGGAAAAACCUUUUACCAGGUGCACUACGAGGAUGAGGAAGGCGAAGGGUCUAGUUUCUAUGACAUAGUGGUCAUUGCAACUCAACUGCAUGACAGCAAGAACAACAUCACUUUCCAGAACUUUGACCCUCCCAUUCCAGAGUUCCCAGGCACCUUUCACAGCACAGUCACUUCCAUCGUCCACGGCUAUCUCAAUUCUUCUUAUUUUGGCUUCCUGGAUCCCAAGCUCUUCCCUUUUGCCAGUAUCUUCACCACGGAUUCUCCUGCCCUUUUCUUCGAUUCCAUGGAUAAUAUUUGCCCUGUCAAUAUAUCCAGCACCUUCAGGCGAAAGCAGCCACAAGAGGCUGCCGUGUGGCGAGUUCACUCCCGGCAUCCCCUGGAGAAGCAGGAGUUGAAGGCUCUGUUCCGUUCUUACUACUCUGUCCAGGUGACAGAAUGGCAGGCAUAUCCUGACUAUGAGUCUGCCAAGACCCUUCCACCCAUUAUUCUCCACAACAACCUCUACUACCUCAACAGCAUGGAGUGGGUAGCCAGCUCCAUGGAAAUGGCUGCUGUUGCUGCCAAAAACGUGGCCCUCUUAGCCUACAACGUCUGGUAUCACGAGCUAGAAAAAGUUGACCAGAAGGACCUGAUGCACAAAGUGAAAACUGAGCUGUGAAUCUAGCAAGCACUGCUGCAGAAAUCCUUCCACGAGCCUUUCCUUUCUUGCAUGCAGGGUUGGGGGGAUUAUGCUGGAGUUUUAGCAAGGAGGUAAGCUGAAGACUUGCUGUUACAUGCAUCCCUCAUAUGCCUAUUUUCUCCGGUAAGUGCAGCCUACCAACCCCAGUGCCUCUUUGUUUCCAAGAGUCUGAACUAAGCUUUGUGGGUACCCACCUAGUAAGACUUCAGAGGCCACCUUGAAAGGGACCUAAGCUGGCUGAUCUUGAACUACAUCCAGCUGGUUUUCCUCUGUAGGCAAAGUGCGCCAUCUCCACUGUGCUGUACCCAUGCAGUGCCGCUGCACAUGGCUUGGUGAGCCACACCUGGUGUACCAAGCAUGGACCCCUCUUACCUCUACAAGAGCUGCACCUCCUGACUCACCUUGUGCUGGACUUUAACCUUGUGCUCAGCCUCCUUGUGGAAGGAAAUGACCCUUUUGGAGUGGGAUUGUGCCUCUGGUGUGAAAGCCUUUGCAAAGCCUUUGUUUUUUUCUCACUUCCUAAACAAUGUUUCUUUGUUUUAUUACCAAAACCCAUUGAACAGCCUCUAAUGUUGACCAACCGAGUUGCCCUGAGCAGGGUCUUCAAGUACUGGCUAAGGCUCAGGUAUAACAUCCUAUCUACUUCUACCUGCCUACAUGUAUGUGACGCUGCUUUACCACCUGAUCAUUUCGACCCUCUGCAACUAAUGACUGAUCUAAUGCUGGCUCACUUUAUAUAACAUGUUGGUGGUAGCCUUUUCCUGGUUUAUGUAGACUAGAGCUGCUUCCCUCCAUCAUGGAGUAUGUUAAAAGGUUGCCUCUGAGACAGGACAAGUGGCUGUAUAUACGCUUGAGCUCUUUCCUGACCUGGCACUAGAUGCAGCUCAUUUCAGCAAGCUCAUGCUGUCAGUCCUGAAAUGGAUUUAGAAUCGGGGAUGGGGCCCGUGUGCUGUUUUUCCUGCUACUAAUCAAGCUGUGCUCACCUGAAAUUCCUUUUUACGGUAAACAAGGGCAUGCUUCACUUGGCCGCACAGGUAAUGUAAUGGUGAGGCUCCCACAGUUAUGUUCUGGUUGCUGGAGAAAGGGCUAGUCUCAGGCCCAAAACACACAUGACUUUAAAUCCAUAUCUAGCAGUUAUGUCUUUUUUUCAAAACAUCAUUCUCACAUAGGUACAGGAGUUCGGAUCCAGGUCUAGAAGACACCCCAGCCCAUCAUUGUGGUGGGGCUCUGGUCCUGAUCAGCACCCCCCUUGCACCUACUCAAGAGAAAGAAUGGAAAAACAUGAUAGCUGCUAGAUUCAGUUUUAAAGUAAUGCCUGCUCUGCCUCUUCGCUUGUAUUAAGGCAGGGAUGGGCAGAAGGUGGAUCAUAAUCUAGUAGAUCUGAGUGAUAUUAAAACAGAUCAGUGAAGAUUCCUCACUUCCAGUAGCUUAACCAUGGAAACAAGAAAAUGUGUGGAAGGACAUGAACUCCAUUCUGUUCUCAGAACAAUUCCUGGGCUCAGCUUUCUCUGAGUAACCCUUUCCAGAGGGUAACUGUUUGUCUGUUGCAGUAAAAGCAGCAAAGAGUCCUGUGGCACCUUAACAACUAACAAAUUAAUUAUAGCACAAGCUUUUGUGAACUGCAGUCCAUUCAAUCUGAUGAAGUGGCCUGCGGCCUUGGAAAGCCCAUGUUAUAAUGAAUUUAUGAACGGUGCUGCAAGACUCCCAGUUAUUUUUAAUUCUGAGUGUCAGUUAAUUGGAUUUAUUUGCUAAAAAUUAAUGGUUAUCACAAACAUAAAACAUAUUCUGAUUGAAAUCUAUGUUUUAGGGUAAAUAAUCCUGAACACAUUCAGCUCCAUCAUGUGUAAUAUAUUUGUAUCUCAUCCAUUGACCUGUAAGUGCAAACAGAGAGACAAUAUAUGUAAUGUAGUUAUUUAUCUCUCAAUAAAUAACUAAUCUUCAUCCUA